Boeremia exigua is the source of this 1132-nucleotide messenger RNA. RefSeq lists its product as uncharacterized. Bases 155 to 784 code for a protein of 209 amino acids. The record is from RefSeq and is a predicted model, not a curated record. The transcript has a single exon. Lineage: Eukaryota; Fungi; Ascomycota; Dothideomycetes; Pleosporales; Didymellaceae.
UCGCUCUCGCUUCGAAGUUGCUCCGACGCCCUCAACAGAACCUGAAGCCAAGAAGUGAAACCAUCAGCAACUCGAUGCCUGACGGAGAUGGCGCUGACACGACCCCGGCCCCAAAACGCGUCCCGCAGUCUCGAUACCAAAUCCUCGCCUAUCAAUGCAUCGGCGUCAGUACGCUGCACCAAUGGACCACUCCCCCCGAUGGACAGCAGCCACGUGCAGUUUCAUUUCCCGCGACUUAUCAGGUACCAGCACCGCCACGAUCACACAACAAGCCCCGUCCCUGCCCGCAUGCUCCCCGGCCGGCUACGCGGCGUUAAUGCGGCUUACGUGCCGUCAGCACUUUCCCGCGUGUAGCAGGUGCGCGCCGCCAGCGCCUUGGAAGCCGAACAACGGGACUGCUAGUGUGCAAUGGUUUUGGUAUUCCAGCAUUUCGAUUCGGGCGCGGAGUGCCAGUGGACGAACCUUCUGGUUACUUGCGCAGAGUGAGCAGCCUUGGGCGUCAGCAGCGGAUUCGCAGAGACUAACGUACCUUGCCUGUACACAUCGCAAAGGGUCCAGACUCGUGGUAGCGAUUGGAGCUAACUGUGUUGCGCAUGGGGCUGGCGUUGCUUGUUUCAAGAGCAAUUCCAACUCUGUGAUACAGCGGUAUCCGGCCCGUGACUCGGGGGUUGUCGGUUGCGAUCGCUGUCUGCUCCGUCAGAUCGCGGGAUCGAAGCCCUGGACGAUGAUUCCCUUUGGGAACGUGUUUACUGCGUCAAACACCUUCCUGGGCUGUUCUCGAUAAUGCUAUGCCUAGGUCGCGUCCGCGAUGGCGGUUGUAUGCAAGCCUGGAUUAAGAUGGAGAAGUUCAGUGGCAUACGUAAUGAUUCCUUUUCACGUACGCUCAGCUGUGAGGAUCCUCUGUGUUGCGAGAGAGGAUAUCGCUAAGGAUUUAUUGAUUAAGAAUGCCGCCGUCUCAUUGUUGGGGGCCAGAUCUAGGCUCCUAUCUUGGAAUUUGACUUACGGGCCCAAACAAUUGGCCAUAUCUGCAUGUCCAGGCGAUACAGGACUAUAGGACUCUGCUUUGCAAUAGCUGCACCGACGUCUCUCAUCGCUAGAAGAAGUUCGCGGAUAUUAUGCCGGUGCAGAAUAU